Messenger RNA from Fonsecaea erecta, 465 nucleotides. Its product is annotated as ubiquitin-40S ribosomal protein S27a. The transcript is spliced from 2 exons. Gene Ontology annotation, cellular component: cytoplasm; ribosome; nucleus. The record is from RefSeq and is a predicted model, not a curated record. Bases 1 to 465 code for a protein of 154 amino acids. Gene Ontology annotation, biological process: protein ubiquitination; modification-dependent protein catabolic process; translation. NCBI's taxonomy places the organism in Eukaryota, Fungi, Ascomycota, Eurotiomycetes, Chaetothyriales, Herpotrichiellaceae. Gene Ontology annotation, molecular function: protein tag activity; ubiquitin protein ligase binding; structural constituent of ribosome.
AUGCAAAUUUUCGUUAAAACCCUGACGGGGAAGACUAUAACCCUCGAGGUUGAGUCUUCCGACACCAUCGACAAUGUCAAGUCCAAAAUUCAAGACAAGGAAGGCAUUCCUCCGGACCAGCAACGCCUGAUCUUCGCCGGCAAGCAACUCGAAGAUGGCCGCACGCUCUCCGACUACAACAUCCAGAAGGAAUCCACCCUCCACCUCGUCUUGCGCCUCCGCGGUGGUGCCAAGAAGCGCAAGAAGAAGGUCUACACCACUCCCAAGAAGAUCAAGCACAAGCGCAAGAAGACCAAGUUGGCUGUCCUCAAGUACUACAAGGUCGACGGCGAUGGAAAGAUCGAGCGCUUGAGGCGCGAGUGCCCAACCAAGGAGUGCGGUGCCGGUGUUUUCAUGGCGGCUAUGCACAACCGACAGUACUGCGGUCGUUGCCACUUGACCUACGUCUUUGACGAGUCGAAAUAG